UCGACUGCAUUUCUUACCAGCCGUCUAUCCAUUCGCUACGAACAAGCGCCUUGGGUUGGCUGGCAUAAGCCAGGGGGGCCCUAGAGGCAUACAGCAAGAGGCAGAGAGGGCGAAGCCUGGACAACCUUAACCCCCACCAUCCACCCCAAGUAUUUCCGAGGCCUCGGUACAGUCUCCCCUUCCUCCGCAAAUAUCACCCCAGCGUUUACAACACACUCCUCCAUCACCGCUUCUGAGAACUUAAGGAGUUCAAGUCUCGGAGGUUCGAUCUGUUCUGACCCCUUCACCGCCGUCAUAUUCAUUCCAGAUACAAGUGGUUGCAGAUCAGUUGUUCCCGAAUCCCUGACCCAGACACUAUUAAACAACGUAUCCCUAAACGUUUGCUAGCAAUUAGUGACUAUUGUGAUAUCAGUUUCCGGCUGUUGGCUGACGUGUCAUCGCAAUGAAGAGCAGGACAACCAUUGGUCUCCUGCAGGCAAUUACUACGACACUCAUCUUUCUGUUUCUGAUGUACCAGCAGGCGGAGAGUAUUGGGUUUUCUGAACAGCAGAAAACAGCUCGUUUAACUACUUUCGGGAAUCAGAACGCGGGUUCCCGAAAUCAGUCGACACCACAUCACGUGCAAAUUUCAGGAAAAGAAUGUAGGAGCAACAUAGACUGUGCAGGAAUUGCAAACACAACAUGCAUGAAGCAUCCCGAUGACACAAAAUUGCGCUGUCUUUGUGGCGAGAAGAAGUCUCCACUGAAUGGUGCUUGUCACCACUCAAAACAAGGCCUUCACCUUAAAUGCAAUGAGGACGAAGACUGCAUAUCAGGUGCAACAUGUAAGACUCCAACCAACAGCUCAGCCAGUUCCAACAUAGCUAGGACAUGUGAGUGCAAGGAAGAUUUUGCAGAAGAUGAUUAUGAAUGCAGCAGAGGUAUCCUCACAACAGUUCCAUGUACUGAUGCUGCCUUUCUUCUAUUAUUCUAUCCACUUCUACAAUUAAUGCACUGAAGUACUGCAGUUUGUUCCAAUGAAUAAACAACAGACAAUGUGAGGUUAUAAAGAGCUUAUGCACAUAUCAAUGUUUUAUAGAAGCCUCUUUUCUGUUUUAUAAAUUUAACAAUUAAGUGUUUGAUAUGAAAUUACUGUAAGAUAUGAUACAAACUGAGAAAGAAUAUAGCUGGAGGAAAUAUUUCUAUUCGUUGAGAUGGGAUGUCAACAGAUUAUACAAAGGGAAAUUUUCUGCUAACUCUUCCUAAGAUGAAAAUGUAUAAAGAUAUCUGAGGCAGAUAGAACAUAUCUGAAUUACAUCAAUCAGGCUCUGUGAGACUUCAGACAGCCUUGCAAGAAGCACUUAAUUUUUUAAUUAAAAGGUGCCUAUGUAUACGAAAUGUUGUUAUAUGCAGGUUUUUAUAUGGAGUUAAUGAUAUUAAUCAUUAGAAAGAUAUCCAAACAGUUAUUUCCAUUUUAAACAUAAACUGAUGUAAAUUACUAUAACAACCUAUCACCUGCUUUUAUAUGCUGUAAAAGUUGUUCCAAUACAAACCAAUACACUCAUUAUUACUGCAAAAAAAUAUUUUAACACCAUUCUCAAUUGCUUCAUACUUGUAUGGAAAUGAUUAAAAUUAUGUUCACAUCUUGAAGUGGUAAGAUUUCACUACAGCAAGUUUGUCAAUAUUUAUUUUAUAUCCUGAUAUACAAAAAACACAAUUAUAAAGUAUUGCUAGUCUAAAAAUAUCACCAUCAAAACAUUAAAUUUUAAAUUGGUUUAAAUACUGAGCUAGUGUAUACAUAAUUGUAAUGUAUGUGUAUAUAUGUGCUAGUAAACAUAAAAAUUCUAUGGUGGAAAUUGCUACAUUAAAUAUAUAGGAAGAUCUGCAUAUUUUUCUCACCAUAGUAGUAUAAACCUAGCACAUAAUGUUCAAUGUUUGUACUGUAAAAAUUGAAAUACUGUCAAUUUAUGUAUCUAUACUUAAUGUUUAAUAAAGCACUGAAGAAAUAUUUGAUACAUA
Molecule: messenger RNA, 1998 nt
Organism: Zootermopsis nevadensis
Lineage: Eukaryota; Metazoa; Arthropoda; Insecta; Blattodea; Termopsidae
Gene: sosie
Product: oogenesis-related protein sosie
Source: RefSeq, a predicted model, not a curated record